Molecule: messenger RNA, 1947 nt
Organism: Symbiodinium natans
Lineage: Eukaryota; Dinophyceae; Suessiales; Symbiodiniaceae
Source: the annotation of a GenBank genome assembly
AUGGGAGACAGCGGCCGUAAAGAAGGGCUCCAUGAUGGGCUGCUUUGCUUGCUGGCUUCUUUGCUGCUGACGAACCUUCUAUCAGGUGCCUUUGCCCUGAAAGAACAGACAGGAGAGCACAAGUCCAGCGUGGUCGUUCAUGAUCCGGAUGGCUUGCUGGGUCGGAGUGCCUGGUCCAAGGAUGGCGAGGAGGAUGGUGCAGAGACGCUGGCAUUUCUGCUGAAGAACUUCCAAACGAGGAUGAGCGAUCGAAAUCUGGGCGAGUUUGCCGUGCACGCGGGGAUUGCCUUCGUAGAUUCGGUCGGCAUGCAUCCCUCUGCCCCCAAAUUGGCGGAGGAGUUGGGUUUCAGCGGAGCCAAGCCUGGAGUGCUGGUAGUACUGAGCGCUACUUCGGUACAUCUUGCAGGGUCCCUGCUGCAAGCGAACACAGUCGGCGGUGAGGAGCAUUUGCUAGAAUCCAGCGAGUGGCUGUCUGCAGAAUCACUUUGCCGAGCUUACUUGCAAUCAGGCGACUAUGUCUCUGCUGCUGAGGCUGCAAUCAAGGGAAUCCUGCGGGCGCUCACCUCUUCAGUUGUGAUCACAGUACCUCACACGAGCAUGAAGCAGAGACAGCUCGACAAAUGGGAGUCCCAGUACCAGGUCGGUGAGGUGUGGCUCAACAUGUGCGGGGACAAGCUUUGUCGAGAGCUCGUGUUAAGCGACGUCCGUCAGCUCAGUGACGGUUUCGAGCGGUACUACCACGAAGCUUUGGUCUAUCCGGCGAUGAGCUUGCUGGGUCUGCACAAGCAGCGGAAGGUCUUGAUCCUGGGUGGCGGCGACGGCGGCGUUGCCACCACUGCGCUACGUUUUGACACGGUGGAGCAGGUCGUCAAUGUUGACAUUGACAGCUUCGUCACGAAGGCAGCUACAAGGUGGUUUCCCAAAGUGGCAGCGGGUCUCAAUGACAGCAGAUGCGAGAUGCUUCACCUUGAUGCUUUUUCAUGGGUGGAGGAGCAGCACAGCAAGGGCACUUCUGCGUUUGAUCUUGUAGUGAUCGACUUUACCGAUGAGCCCGUCAAGGGGGCAUGGUCGAACAAGUUCUUCUCACAGGUGAGAGGUUUGCUCGCUGAAGAUGGCAUUGUUGUGCAGAAUGUCGGCACGAUCGCCAACCCAGAAGACAUGCGCACGCUGUUCAGCAUUCAUGCAGCUGUGUUCUCUGCGGUCUUUCCACUGCACGCCAUGAUACCGGACUACUUGGGUCCGUAUAUUCUGGUGCUGAGCAGCAUGAAGCAGCUGGAUCCAGCCGAUGUAAACUGGGACCUCUGGCAGAGACAGCAGAUUCCCGGCCAGUACUAUGGUGGAGCAGCGCAGCACGAGGCCCUCCUCAGGGGUGUCCCAGCCGACGUGUCGCACUUGCUGGGAUUAUCAGUCGACUUGGACGGGAAGGCAACGCAGGACAUCAUGAGAUUUGGCAAUGAUCAGGGGUCCCCACCAGCUCCAUCUGCUGUUGCACUUCCACUGCCUUCCUUCGAAAGCCGCAAGUCUGGCAGGGAGCAGGCAGCCAGUGACAGCUGCGGAGAGAUGUGGUUGUGGACCAAAGACGACAGAGCGGAAAGAGCACCAUGUCAGGUCGUGUUCAGGACGAAAGGGGUCGAUGGCAGCAAGGCCAAGCAUCACUUGCUGAAACUUGAUGAUCGGCGUUGGUGGUGGCGAAGUUUCGGCCUGUUCACCUUGCCAAAAGGUGAAAGUAGUGGCCGAGGGAAGUUCCCUGAGCCUGGGCCACAGAUGUGCAUGCUAGCUACAGUCCAAGUCGCUCUGCUGCAUGGUGCUGCUCAUGGUGAUGAGCGACUUCACCACUACUUGUAUCUGAACUGUUCCACGACCGCACGGCCCGGUCUGCCCGCGAGAUUUGCCGAAGUCAACUUGGAAGAUCCGAAAGCUCGCGGGGUGAAAGCCGAGAACCCGUGA